AUGGCUAUACCGGAUAGUGGACCUGUCGGAGAGGGGAAGGUGUCUGAGGCAGAGGGAAAGGUCCCGGACCUGACUAAGGCUGGGUCUGUGAGUGACAUGGACCUACCAAUCAUGGACACCCCCACAAACUUAAAUGUCAAUGUCUCUAGCAGCCAGAUCAAGAGUCCUUUCUCACAGGACCACCAGCACCCGCACGUCCCAACCGCUCCGUCCGAGGAACCCCCAGCACCUGUCCUGGUGUGGAGCCAGGGCAAGCUCCCAACAGCCGGCUCACACCCUCCCCGGCGCUUCAUCAAGGUCCAGCCGUUUAGUCAAGACGACCCGGGGGAGAGGAAGCCGCUAUGCAGCUGGCUGCUGGAACACUGGCUGCUACUGACUGUAGUGUUUGUUCUACUGGCCCUGUGUCUGGCCCUAGGCAUUGGCCUUGGAGUUGGACUCAACUGCUCAGGGAAGUUCCGCUGUAGCAAGUCCUCUGUAUGUAUCGGGAGAUCUGCGCAGUGUGAUGCCGUCAGGGACUGUGCUGAUGGGGAUGAUGAACUGAACUGUGUGCGUCUGAGUGGGAGGAGCUCUGUGCUGCAGGUUAACAGUAAGGGCACAUGGAGGACAGUAUGCUCUGCUGGCUGGGAUAGCACCCUGGGUUAUUCUGCCUGCAGGCAGAUGGGAUACUCCAGCUACAUCAGUUCCAGCUCCCUGCCCCUAUCCUCAGUGGAGUUGGCAUUCCAGGCUAAUCUGGUGUCAGUCAAUUUGAGUCAAUCAGCUCUCCAGCAGGCUGUCAAGAUCCACAGUACUGCCUUUCUCAGUAACACACAGUGCAGUUCUAGAAGUGUGAUCGCGCUCAAGUGCAUCGAGUGUGGCACCAGGCGCAUGUUCAGCUCUCGUAUUGUGGGGGGGGACGUCUCCAAACCGGGCCAGUUUCCCUGGCAGGCCAGCCUCCACUAUCGGAACCAACACCUCUGUGGGGGCUCUGUCAUCACAACAAGCUGGAUUGUGACGGCAGCACACUGUGUCUACAAGAUUUCCACAGACCCCACUUUCUGGGUGGUGUAUGUGGGAUUGAUAGAUCUGCCAGUCAACGGGGUGCUGUCUCGCUCUGUGGAGAAGAUUAUCUACCAUGCCCACUACCAACCUCCAGCCUUAAGCUUCGACAUUGCUUUAAUGCGGCUUAAAGACCCUCUUACCUUUAAUGGUUGGGUUGAGCCCAUCUGCCUGCCCAGCUAUGAAGAGGUGUUUGAAGAGGGGAAGGUGUGCUGGAUUUCUGGGUGGGGGGCCAGAGUGGAGGGAGGGGAGACCAGUGUGUCCAUGCACUCUGUCCAGGUCCCUGUUCUGUCCAACAGGGAGUGUAAUGGACCAGAGGUGUACAAUGAUCUCAUCUCCCCUUGGAUGGUCUGUGCAGGCUACCUGGAUGGGGGCAAGGACUCUUGUCAGGGGGACAGCGGAGGCCCUCUAGCCUGUGAGGUAUCCUCAGUGUGGAAGCUGGCAGGAGUCACCAGCUGGGGCUAUGGCUGUGCUGAGAGGAACAAACCUGGCGUGUAUACUCUCAUUCCCUACGCUCUGACCUGGAUCCACCAGCAGAUGGAGAAAGAAGAGGAACUGAAUCCCUGACCCCUGAACUAUUUAUUUUGAACCACCACAAUGAAAGGAAGUUGAAGGGUG
This is a messenger RNA of Esox lucius (northern pike), 1653 nucleotides long. It is a transcript of the gene tmprss3b, whose product is annotated as transmembrane protease serine 3. Gene Ontology annotation, cellular component: membrane. The transcript has 13 exons. The coding region runs from base 1 to 1602 and encodes 533 amino acids. Lineage: Eukaryota; Metazoa; Chordata; Actinopteri; Esociformes; Esocidae. The record is from RefSeq and is a predicted model, not a curated record. Gene Ontology annotation, biological process: proteolysis. Gene Ontology annotation, molecular function: serine-type endopeptidase activity; protein binding.